Messenger RNA from Pistacia vera, 484 nucleotides. Its product is annotated as major allergen Pru ar 1-like. Gene Ontology annotation, cellular component: cytoplasm; nucleus. Gene Ontology annotation, molecular function: signaling receptor activity; abscisic acid binding; protein phosphatase inhibitor activity. The record is from RefSeq and is a predicted model, not a curated record. The coding region runs from base 8 to 484 and encodes 158 amino acids. Gene Ontology annotation, biological process: abscisic acid-activated signaling pathway; defense response. NCBI's taxonomy places the organism in Eukaryota, Viridiplantae, Streptophyta, Magnoliopsida, Sapindales, Anacardiaceae. The transcript has 2 exons.
GGUUAUAAUGGGUGUGUUCACUUAUGAAAUGGAGGUGGUUACAAAAAUCCCCCCAACUAAGAUAUUCAAGGCCUUUGUCCUUGAAGGUGACAGUCUCAUCCCCAAGAUCGUGCCACAGGCCAUUAAGAAUGUUGAAUUCAUUCAAGGAGAUGGAGGGCCAGGCAGUAUCAAGAAAAUUACUUUUGGCGAAGGAAGCCAAUUUGACUAUGUGAAGCAUAAGGUUGAAGCAUUAGACAAAAAGAAUUUGACCUACAGUUACAGUGUGAUUGAGGGUGAUGCACUGAUGAAAUCACUUGAAAAAAUCACUUAUGAGAUCAAGAUAUCAUCUUCUCCAGACGGUGGAUCCAUCUGCAAAAGCAUCAGCAAGUACUAUACCGUUGGCGACUUUGAGAUCAAGGAAGAGCAAAUCAAAGCUGGCAAAGAAAAGUCUUCAGGAUUGUUCAAGGCCCUUGAAGCCUACCUUUUGGCAAAUCCUGAUGCCUAA